Folsomia candida is the source of this 1572-nucleotide messenger RNA. Its product is annotated as zinc finger protein 91. The transcript is spliced from 4 exons. The record is from RefSeq and is a predicted model, not a curated record. Bases 179 to 1429 code for a protein of 416 amino acids. Gene Ontology annotation, cellular component: nucleus. NCBI's taxonomy places the organism in Eukaryota, Metazoa, Arthropoda, Collembola, Entomobryomorpha, Isotomidae.
UCUAAUCACAGCUUUGAUUUCAUCUGUGACACAGUUUUGGAUACAUCCCUCAAAGCCGGAAGAACAAAACUACCAGCUUUUCAUUCUCAGUUCUCGUCAUUGUCUUGUCCGCAUUCUGGAAAAUUCCUGCCCCUCCUAAAUUCCAAAUUUCAAUUCCGAGAAAUCCGAGAGCAGGACGAUGUCAAAGGCUGACCGUAGACUUUCUCUCUACAGAAAUGGCAGAAGGGUCAUGACAGACGCCACCACGACCUCAGCUGUAACAACUGACCCGGAAAUUGUUUCUAAUCAAAGGAAGGCGGAACCCCUGGAAGACUUUGAGUUGUAUUUGAGCAGUGACGACGAUAGGGACGCGGACAGAGUCGAGGAGGAAAAAAUGAUCAAGGUCGACUCGCUUAUGGAAAUUAAACGCUGGGUGAAAGUGCAGAAAAAAUACUUCACACCAAACACAACGGCACCGAUUUCUGAAGUGGGAUUACGACCUUCGUGUCGCGUUGUCCGCUACUUGGACAAACUUGUCGUCGCGGUGGACGACGUUAUCGAUGUUCUGGACGAGAGGAGACGAAGGGGAUUUCCGAAGUACGAGCAGAGAAGAGCCAAACGUCGUAAACUACGGAAAGCAACAGCAGUAAAAGUGCCAAAACUAAUUGGUGGCGUUCACGCCAAGGAAAAGUCGAGAAAUUCGGAACAUAACGCCCCAUCAAUCCCAUCUCCGACAGUGCCUGCGUCCCAAGGGUCACUCUCAGACCAAUCUCCAACCCAGUCAAAAUCUAGCUUGAAUCGGAGACCCGUCUUUAAAUCCGACGAUCGACGCACUACACGCAGUUCCACUUCCUCUGGCAGCAAGGGUUCGAAGAUCCACCGCUGCCACACUUGUCGAAAAACUUUCGUCUCCAAAUUAAAGCUGACCGAGCACUGUUUCAUUCAUCUCAAUGAGGAGGAGAAGGCCGUGGCGAAGGAGGGCUGGCGACACGGCUGCUACUUUUGCUACAAACGAUUCAAAAGGCCAUCUGACCUCGCUUAUCAUCUGGUGAUCCACGUGAAGGAAAAGGGUUAUCGCUGCGACCAGUGUGGGAAGGAAUUCACUGAGAAUUCUAAAUUAACAAUGCAUAAGCGCCAGCACAGCGCCAACCCGCAACCUUUCACCUGCGAGGAAUGUGGCAAAGCUUUCCCUCAAACAGAAAAUUUGUUCACUCACAAGAAAGUGGUUCACCGAAAAUUGAAGGACAUCGACUGUCCCAAGUGCCCCAUGAAGUUCAUCCUGAAGAGUAACAUGGUGGACCAUCUGAACGCCAUUCAUUUGAAAAUUAGGCCCCGCUGCCCCCACUGCGCUCAGUCAUUCGCAUGGAAAACAAGCCUUUGGAAGCAUAUGAAGAAGUUUCAUCCUUGGAAUCCCGUCCUUUUGCCAAAUGAUAACCCCACAAUAAUUUAGUUUUCAACUGUUUUAUGCUCUAAUUUAUUUACGUUACCAUCUAAUCAAUUACAUUUCUCACUGAUAAUUGGCUGAAAAUUGAUACAAAUUGUAAAAUCUAGUAAUAAAAUACUUAAUAUGUACAAAAUAUAAAAUAUAUUUAU